GUCUGUUAGCCAUCAAAUGAUUGUGACUGGGAAUAAUGCUUGAGGACUUCUGCUGCUUGGCCUGGAUGGAUAUGAGAUUUUGAAUAAGAAACUGCACGGAUCAAUCUUCGUGAUUGGCUGCUGGCAACAUCAUUUGCUGAUUCCACUGUGGGACAUCAGAAACAUAAAAGAAAAAAGCAAUUACCUGACUAAGAUGACUCGCAAAAGACCUGUCAAUUCUGGGUUGUUAAUAGUCGUAGCACUUGAGCCUCUCAUGGGUGCAUGGAUGUGGAGGUGAAAAGGAGCACUCUUGGUAUGAAGUCUGGUGGAUAAGCGUCUUUUGUGACCUUGGAUCUUUUCAGAGGCUGAAGUUGGAUUCCAGCAGGGACACAUGGUCCAGAGUGACAAGACCAUCUGCUGAAGCGCCAGCACUGCAGUGGGAGGGUGGACAGAAAUGAAGGGGCGGUUUGAGGGGGGGGUAAGGGUACAGAGAAUUCUUCCCCCUUGAGUGUGGAGGGAGCAGAUAUUCUGGGAGAUCGCUGCCAGAACCUUGGAUUGGGACUUUUUUCUUGAGCGUUACAUUUUUUCCUGGAAAUUGACCAGAGGAUUAGUUUGGCAUUUUUAAUCUCAAUGAUGGCAAUUUGGGGAUUUUUCGGCAGAUUUCUCGAUGUGAUGAGCAAUGGGAAUCAAGAUUUUUCUUCAUCUCUUCGCUCUCGAAGCUGAGAGUUGUGGAAUAGAGAAGCCAGUGGCUGCCAAGCUCUAAUGUGGAUUAUCGAUAGCGCAAGUUCUCUUUUGGCACAUUAACUUUAAAACCCCAAACGUACGAUUGCACAUCCCCAGAGGGCUGUAGAGCCAAACGAAUGAUUAUUUUUAUGAGGGACUUUGUAGCAGAAAUGGGUCAGGACCAAACCAAACAGCAGAUUGAGAAGGGAUUGAAGAUGUACCAGUGUAAUGAUACGGAAAAGGCUUUAUAUGUCUGGAUGAAGGUGUUGAGGAAGACAACCGAUCCUGGUGGGAAGUUUCGAGUUUUAGGGUGUCUGAUCACAGCACAUUCGGAAAUGGGGAAAUACAAAGAGAUGCUACAGUAUUCCUUAGCUCAGAUAAACACAGCCAGAGAGAUGGAGGACCCGGACUACUUGACGGAAGGCUACCUAAACCUGGCUCGCAGCAACGAGAAGCUUUGCGAUUUCCAGAAAACUGUCUCGUAUUGCGAGACCUGCCUAAACAUGCAGGGUACCACUGUUAGCCUGCAGCUCAACGGGCAGGUGUGUCUGAGCAUGGGCAAUGCAUUUCUAGGCCUUAGUGUUUUCCAAAAGGCCUUGGUGAGCUACGAGAAGGCUCUGCGAUACGCUCACAACAAUGAUGACAAGAUGUUGGAGUGCAGGGUUUGUUGCAGUUUGGGAAACUUCUACAUCCAGCUGAAGGAUUAUGAGAAAGCGCUAUUCUUUCCUUGCAAAGCAGCUGAACUUGUGAAUGACUACGGUAAAGGGUGGAGUCUAAAGUACCGUGCCAUGAGUCAGUACCACAUGUCGGUGGCCUACAGAAAGCUGAUGCGCUUACCAGAUGCCAUGGAAUGCUGUGAGGAAUCAAUGAAGAUUGCAUUGCAGCAUGGAGAUCGGCCUCUUCAGGCAUUGUGUCUGCUUAACUUUGCUGAUAUUCAUCGCUGCCAAAAAGAUGUUGAUAAAGCAUUCCCUCGCUAUGAGUCCUCCAUGUGUAUAAUGUCAGAGAUUGGCAACCGUCUUGGACAAGCAUCCAUCCAUGUAGGAGUGGGGAAGUGCUGGAUUCUACAAAAGGAAUAUGACAAGGCACUAGACUCAUUGCAGCGAGCACACAAUCUGGCAGAGGCGAUUGGAAACAAGCUGUGCAUUCUGAAGGUGCACAGUCUGUGUGAAGCCGUCUACCGCUGUAAAGAACAGCAGGAAGAGUUGAGAGAGCAGGUGGUGAAGUUCCUGCAGUGUGUGGAGGAGCUGGAGCUUUAUUGUGGCAUGUGCGGGGAAUCUAUCGGAGAGAAGAACCAACAGCUUCAAGCCUUGCCCUGCUCUCACAUAUUCCACCUCAAGUGUCUGCAGACGAAUGGUACGAAGGGCUGCCCGAAGUGUCACCACUCAUCUUUGAAGCUGGGAUUUGUAUGAGGUUACAGACCUCCCUUGGACAAAACGGAUAAAUCCCAUCACAGUGACACAUAUCUGGGAGGAAAGGAUCUAGCGCCAUCUUCCAGGAAGCUUAUUGCCACAACAAAAGUUUUUCCGAUGUUUCCAUCAUAUCAUUAUAGCAACUGGAAAUGAUGAUGAAUGAUGAACGUGGACUCAUAGCCCAACGCAGAGAAGUCAGCAAAAGGGUGUUUCUCUACGAACUAUUGACAUGAGGUCUGAGGACGGAACUGAAGUUACAAUGGCAUUAGUUUAAGACAGAAACUCUUGUCAUUGGUUCGUGCAGUGUUGCUGUUCUGCCAAUGAGGAUAAUGAGAGGUGAGUGCAUUACUGCUAUUUUAUACCACGGGGCUGUUGAAUGCUUCAUUCUGAUUGGCUGACGAACGUUCGACUGGUGUGCAUUAUUUUUAGUUAAACCACACCUAUGAAGUAGUUCCAGAUUUGUCGACUGAAUUACAGUUCCACUGCGCCCAGUUUGCCUACUGUCCACCACUGAAUACGUAUCUAACAAUAGACAAAGUGACAGUCAAAUUCCAUUGUCUGAGAAGAAGUAACUAUUAAUAUUUAUGAUGCAUGAACAUUUGAACAACAAUGGCGAGAGCACUGUACAGGACUGUUCAGACGAAAUACUAAAGCAUAUAUCAAAGGUAACAGCAAACUACAUGACACAAUCAGCGGGUUAAAGAUAAAACACGAAGCACAAAAAUAACAAAAACAACAUCUUAAAUUCGUCUGUGGAAUGGGUAAACGGGACUUAAAACACACAGCAGGAAGCUUGCUAUGCCACUGCGAGAACCGCAGCUGGCGCAGAAACCUCCGUGUCACUUUUUUCUCUUAAUACUUUUCUUAUACGACAGGGGUGUUAAAUACGAAGAAAACAAAUCAAAUAUAGAUACUUGACUUUUCACUCUCAGUGAAGCAAACGCGUGUGCAUGUGCACUGUCUGUUUUCCUCUCGCUCUCGGAAAACUGCAUAUGCAGACUCAAGCAACGCCUUCAGAUGAGAUGCGUAAGAAAUUAGUCCUACCAGCAAGUGCAUUCCAGGACAAAUACCAUACAAAUGUCUUGAGAUAAAACAUCGUAACAAUGUCUUGUGGUAUCGGAACCAGAGGUGUAAAGAGUACCUGAAAACCAUACUUAAGUAAAAGUACAGAUACCUUGCAGUGAAAAUUACUCCAUUACAAGUUACAAGUCACCAAUUCCAAAACGACUUGAGUAAAAGUCUUCGAGUAUCUGAUUUGAACAGUACUUGAGUAUUUUACUCAUACUGAAUGUAGGCUCAAAGAAGCACUAGUCCUCAACAUGUCAGUGGAAAAACUAGAAACAGUCGAUUUGUGAGGAGAGCAAUCGCAUUUAUUUUCUUAAAUCAUAAUAAGACUGAACACCUCAAAAUUGCAACAAAUCAU
This is a messenger RNA of Triplophysa rosa, 3534 nucleotides long. RefSeq names its product receptor-associated protein of the synapse, 43kD (gene rapsn). The transcript has 10 exons. Lineage: Eukaryota; Metazoa; Chordata; Actinopteri; Cypriniformes; Nemacheilidae. Gene Ontology annotation, cellular component: synapse. The record is from RefSeq and is a predicted model, not a curated record. Gene Ontology annotation, biological process: chemical synaptic transmission. The coding region runs from base 840 to 2111 and encodes 423 amino acids. Gene Ontology annotation, molecular function: protein-membrane adaptor activity; acetylcholine receptor binding.